CUGAAGGAGGCAGUAAUGCAACGAUGCCAGCUGCCAGAAAUCCUCAAAGAAGAAGAAGAAGAAGACGACGAAGAAGAAAGGUUUCGGGAAGAACAAGAGGGAGGGGACUCCGGAGUGAGUAGCAAACCGACAGCGAGCAUGACCGACGCUGAGGCGCAGAGCGCUCCACCAUCGGCACCUGUGGAAGACGAGCCACAGCCAGAGAGGAAAGUCAUAGCCACCUUGGUCCAAGGAACUGUGAAGUGGUUCAAUGUGCGUAAUGGCUAUGGCUUCAUAAACAGGAAUGAUACCAAAGAAGAUGUGUUUGUCCAUCAGACUGCGAUCAAGAAGAACAAUCCUAGGAAAUUCCUGCGCAGUGUUGGAGACGGGGAGGUUGUAGAGUUUGAUGUGAUUGAAGCCGCCAAGGGCUCGGAAGCAGCCAAUGUAACUGGGCCAGGCGGUGUUCCAGUCAAAGGCAGUCGUUACGCACCCAACAAACGCCGCUUCCGUCGACGGUUCUUCCCUCGCAGCCCGGGGCCUGGUGACGAGAGCAAACCAGCUGAUGGCCAGUCCUCUGCUGUGGAGGGCGAGGGGUCAGGAGAGAAUGAUGGAGCAAGACCUCCGCAGCGCCGGCGUAGGCCCCGCAGACCACGGCAGGAAGCGCAAGAUGUUGAGGCUGGAGAGCAAAAGAACGGAGUGGCAGAUGGGGACCAAACACCGCGACUGCCACAGCGCAGAUUCUGGCGCCCAUACCGCAGACCGUUCCGUCCUCGCCCGCCUCCUGAGCAGGCUGCAGAGGGUCAGCAGGCUGCUACGGAAGAGAGCCAGGAGCAAGGCGAAGUGAAGCAGACAGAGGCCUCUGAGAGCCCCCAGACCAACGGAGAAGGAGCUGAGGGCCAGAAACCACAACGUCGUCAGUCUAGACGGCGCAGGCAAAAGAACUCUGAGUCCUCUACCUCAAAGAAUGAUACAGAGAAGUCUGCAUCAGAGCCUGGUACCCCCCCACAGACCUCCAAACCAGCUGACCUUAAAACCACAUCAAAAUCUCCAAAGGCCUCCCCCAAAACCUCUCCUAAAACGGCGAAAUCCCCCGAGCAGGCAGCUGCCACAACAGUCCCAGCACCAGCAGAGUGACGUUAGUGAGAGGACAGUCUCGUGACCCUUGGUAAGAGGUCCUAGGGUUGGAGGGCUGGAUCUAUUUCAGAACACAUGCACUGCUCUCCCCUCCCUGCAUUUGCCCUAUCCUCCAACCCACCCUGUGUCGCUAUCAUCCCUCAGGCCCCCUCAUCUCAUCUUGUCUUGUGUUGUCCUUUCUAGACAAUGAUGUUUGGGAUGAGCUAGGGAAAUAGGGAAUACAAGUGGGUACAUAUUUAGAAGUUUAUACAUCUUUAAAAA
Etheostoma spectabile (orangethroat darter) is the source of this 1374-nucleotide messenger RNA. Its product is annotated as Y-box-binding protein 2-A. The record is from RefSeq and is a predicted model, not a curated record. The transcript has 10 exons. Gene Ontology annotation, molecular function: nucleic acid binding. Bases 16 to 1113 code for a protein of 365 amino acids. NCBI's taxonomy places the organism in Eukaryota, Metazoa, Chordata, Actinopteri, Perciformes, Percidae.